ACUGACUGAUUUUUAUGCACUUUCAUACUGUGCUGAGUCAACAUGUGGACCAACGUCGCUUCCACCCGAACUACGAUGCGGACGAUCACGUUCGUUGCGCUCUUCUGCUCCCUGCUACCGUUUUUCAUCAUUAGCUACGCAACGGUCACCGUAUCGCGGCAACUCUGGCUGAUCAUUCUGCAUCGGCGCUAUCCGUGGCUCAAAAGGACCGCCAUCGGUAGUAUCAAAAGUUUCGUCGAUCGAUCCCGAAACCCCGAGGUGCUGUGCGUGCUGAUCGAGAUGGAAGGUGAGAUCAACAUCGUGCAGUUGAGGCAAGAGUUCGUGAAUCACAUUAACGACUGCGGCAGUGGCCAUAUGCGGUUGUGUUUUCCGCAGUUCAUUCUACCGUUUGUGUCGUGCUGGAAUAAAUAUUCUUGGCUCAAGGGGACGCGCAGUGCCGAUGAACACAUCAUACUGGCCCCGGCCAUCCAACGGGGCCGUUCAGUGAAGGAUCUGAUGUGUUUACUGAACAACAACGAAGCCACAGCAACUGCAAGCACCAGCACGGAGGGACCCCCAAUAGCGAAGGCGCAAUCUCAUGCUCUGCCCUGGCAGAUUGUGUGCUUUCCUGUGGUGGGUGCAUCGGCGACCGAACGGAAUGAAAAGUGCGCCCCUUCUACCUGCCUGCUUUACACGAUCGAGCUGAAGUUGCUGAACGAAGCGGAAAAACGAAACCUUGCCUACAUCCCAUCGAAUGGAUACCUGGAGCGGGCAGAACCUUUGUUUGAGAAUCUGCUUGAACAGCCCUACUACAUACCAAGACUUUGGAACUACAUCUUCUCUGCCAUCCAUCACCGCUGGAGCGAGUUCGUUUAUCAGCACGAUCCCCUCGAAUCGCCUGAUAUCGAUCGCCAGCAGUACUCGGGGCUCAGCCAGCUGAUAUCGGCCCUCUUCAUAUCGAUAGUGUAUGUCUGCGGGGACUUUGUGUACGCGUUCCGCAGCAUUCGUGGCAGCCCCCUCGACAAGAUCGAUUAUCUGAAGCGAAUGAUCGAGCGUGAGAUAGAGAAGCGUAAUUUUACCCUACGCACGAUUUGGGAAACAUUCCUGCUCUCGAUCGAGCCAGUCAACUUGCUGAAGGAGUUAACGUUUCUGUGGUGGAAAAUUGUGGCCACGAUUACGCUGAUGGUACCGUGGUACUUGUGGCGCGAAACAGAAGCACUGUUGCUUUACGUUUCCAGAGGCACACCGAACCACGACACGACCGUCGGAUUUAUCGUUGAAUGCCUUCCAAUCUGCUACGGAGUGGUGAUGGAGUGCUGGAAAAUGGUACGACUGCUGGUAGAGGUUAGCCUUCGGCUCAACGAGUGAUCGAAUGUUGUUCAAUAAAGAAAA
Anopheles cruzii is the source of this 1371-nucleotide messenger RNA. RefSeq lists its product as uncharacterized. The coding region runs from base 43 to 1347 and encodes 434 amino acids. The record is from RefSeq and is a predicted model, not a curated record. The transcript is spliced from 4 exons. Lineage: Eukaryota; Metazoa; Arthropoda; Insecta; Diptera; Culicidae.